AUGGGUGACGAGGCAAACCCACAGGCCAGGCCACUGAGUGAUCAUUUCACUCCAACUGCAUACCAACCCCAAAUCGGCAUUAGGCUACCUAUAAUUGCGGCUACUCAUUAUGAAAUCAAAUCAAGCAUUAUCCAGAUGCUGCCAUCGUUCUAUGGACAUCAGAAUGAAGAGCCCUAUAAGCACCUGGAUGAGUUUUUGGAAAUUUUCUCUACAGUAAAAAUCCAAAACCUCUCAGAGGACGCCCUAAAAUUGUUGCUAUUUCCAUUUUCCCUCAAGGAUAAAGCCAAGCAUUGGCUGCAUUCCUUGGAUUCUGCACAAGUAACCACAUGGGUAGAAAUGCAACAGCAGUUUCUGAAGAAGUUUUUCCCAAUAGGCCAAACCAAUACUAUUAGAAGCAAGUUAGAGACCCAGAUUGGUCAACUUGCUGAAGCCUUUAAUAAGAGAGAGACUGGCCAACUACCAAGCCAACCUAUUAGGAACCCCAAUAAUGCUCGAAUAGGGAGGGGUAAGGAACAAGUCCAGUCGGUUAGAGUGUUGAGGAAUGGUAAGAGGGUGGAAAUACAUGACACACCCCCUACCUACGAGGACUUCCCCUCUAAUACCCCUCAACAGACCACACCAGCAGAGUCAACCCCAACCCAGGCAGAAGUUGAAUCAGAGGCAUUGAGGCCUCUCAUUGAUGGGAAUAGAACCAUUACACCUUCUUUGGUCCAUUCCCAGAAAAAUACUGAGAAGGAGAAUGAGAAACCAGUUGGGGAGGGACCUCAACCGGAUAAGUAUACACCCCAAGUCCCUUUCCCCGAUGCUCUCAAAACUCCAUACUCUCCCCCAUUUGGGAAGCAAGGAGAGAAGAUGAAGGAGAUGUUGGAAUUGUUUCAACAAGUCCACAUCAACCUUCCAUUAUUGGAUGCAAUCAAGCAGGUAAGUGCCGUUAUCACUGACCUACCCCCCAAGCUGAAGGAUCCUGGUGCACCCCUCAUCUCUUGUGUCAUUGGAGACCUCUCCAUUGACAAAGCAUUGUUGGAUCUGGGGGCUAGUGUGAAUAUCUUACCUAGUUCGCUUUUUGAGAAGUUUGGAUUAGGAGAGUUGAAGUCCACUAAAGUCAUACUUCAGUUAGCUAAUCGUUCUGUGAAAAGACCUCAUGGACUUCUAGAGGAUGUUCUUGUGAAGGUAGAUGAUUACUUCCUAGUGGACUUCCUAGUCCUUGAUAUGGAAUCUACCUCAGCCAAGCCUCCCCCUAUCAUACUAGGGCGUCCAUUCUUGGCGACCGCCAAUGCUUGCAUUAACUGUAGGUCAGGUGCCAUGGACAUAUCAUUUGGGAACAAGAAGCUUCGGCUAAACAUCUUCAAUGCAUCCCUAGGACCCUACAGAGAAGACGAGUGCUUUGCUUUGGAUAUGAUUGAUGAAGUUCUUGUGAUGUCCUAUGGAGCAGAAGGCUUUGAUGAAGAGGCCUAUACUACAGAGGUGAAUGCCAUGUUAGAUCUUAAACCCUUUUCCGGGCAGCCUCCUUGGACCUAUAGAUAUGAGCCUCUGCCACCCUUGGCUACAUCCCCUAAGCCCUCUUCUCUGGAGUCCCCUCCACAAUUGGAACUCAAGCCUCUGCCCCAUACUUUAAAAUAUGCAUUCUUGGCCAAGGAAGAGACUCUGCCGGUUAUCAUAUCCUCUGAUCUUACUGAAAGGCAAGAGUCCCUCCUGUUGGAGGUUUUAUCAGCUCACAAAGCCGCAAUUGGCUGGUCUUUAGCUGAUCUGAAGGGUAUUAACCUUUCUAUUUGUAUGCACCGUAUCUAUUGUGAAGACGGAGCCAAAUCCGUGCGAGAUCCACAGAGGCGCCUUAACCCUAAUAUGAGGGAAGUGGUGAAAAAUGAAGUAGUAAAGUGGUUUGACAUGGGUAUUAUAUACCCUAUUUCGGAUAGUCAGUGGGUCAAUUCAACUCAAGUUAUCCCCAAGAAAUCUGGAAUCACGGUCGUCCUUAACGACCAAGGUGACCUUGUCCCAACUCGUACCACUACAGGUUGGCGUCGAUGUGUGGAGCAUAACCUUGUUCUGAGUUGGGAGAAGAGCCACUUUAUGGUUCUUAAGGGUAAUGUACUUGGUCACGUAGUGUCUUCUCAAGGCAUUAAGGUAGACAAGGCCAAAGUGGAUCUGAUUGCCAAGCUACCCCCUCCCACGACUGUUAAGCAGGUCCGUUCCUUUUUGGGCCAUGCCGGGUUUUACAAGCGUUUCAUCAAGGACUUUAGUCUCAUCUCCAGGCCCUUGUGCAAUCUCCUCGCCAAGGAUGCCCCAUUUAUCUUUGAUGAAAAGUGCCUGACUGCUUUUCACAUCCUUCGGACUGUAUUGUCUGAAGCACCUAUUAUUCGAUCACCAGACUGGUCUCUACCAUUUGAGAUCAUGUGUGACGCCUCUGACUAUGCCAUGGGUGUUGUACUUGGUCAAAGGGUGGAUGGGAAGCCAUCUGUUAUUUACUACGCUAGUAGAUCCUUGUCUGAUGCUCAGUUGAACUACACCAUUACUGAGAAGGAGCUCCUAGGAAUGGUCUUUGCCCUGGAUAAAUUUUGCUCCUAUCUUUUGGGCUCGAAGGUGAUAGUCUUCUCGGAUCAUGCAACCCUUAGGCACCUUCUUUCAAAGCAUGACACCAAGCCAAGGUUGUUCCAUUGGAUUCUUCUCCUUCAGGAGUUUAACUUGGAGAUCUGGGAUAAGAAGGGGUCAGAAAACGUUGUAGCAGACCAUUUAUCCCGGAUUCUUCUGGGUUCCUCUCCCACAUCGGAGUUGGUUCGGGAAACUUUCCCUGAUGAGCAGUUGUUUUCCAUUUUGUCGAAACCGACUCCAUGGUACCCAACUAUAGUGUACUAUCUCACUGUUGGCCAAUUACCUCCUGAUUGGGAUAAAGCAGCUCGAGAUAAGUUUCUCUCUACUGUGCGAUACUACUACUGGGAGGAUCCAGAGCUGUUCCUAUAA
Molecule: messenger RNA, 2955 nt
Organism: Telopea speciosissima
Lineage: Eukaryota; Viridiplantae; Streptophyta; Magnoliopsida; Proteales; Proteaceae
Exons: 5
Coding region: 1-2955 (984 amino acids)
Source: RefSeq, a predicted model, not a curated record